Molecule: messenger RNA, 604 nt
Organism: Scaptodrosophila lebanonensis
Lineage: Eukaryota; Metazoa; Arthropoda; Insecta; Diptera; Drosophilidae
Exons: 2
Coding region: 123-464 (113 amino acids)
Source: RefSeq, a predicted model, not a curated record
GCAAAAUAUCACGUAGAUCGUCUGCAGUCUUCCGUUUUAAUCAAUUGCAUAUAAGAGUCAUCAAGAAAGUGUCUCAAGAUUCAGUUUAAAUUGGUCAACCAUUGUGCGAGCGCGUAUUCAAAAUGUUUCAACCCAAAGGACUGGCCUUCUAUUUUACAUGUCUACUGCUUUGUCUAACUACGUUCAACUGCCUGUGCCAAGCUCUGCCCCUCGACGAGCUGAGUAGGGAGGAUGACCGCUUCAACGAGAUAAGCAGUGAGCUGGAUCGCAGGAUUAUUCCAGAGGUGGAUCGAAUCUUCAGCAGCGCGGAAGAGCCGACGGCCACGUCUGAGAACCCUAACAAUGCACUUCAAAAAAGCGAAGGACCGACCAGUGAAGCUUCCAAGCAUGCACAUUCUAUGCUCGCCUCCAUGAUGUCCUUUGUGAGCAGCGCAUUGCACUUUGGCAGGAGGCUUGUAAGAUAAUGCACUUAUUUUUAGAUAAAGUGUAAACAUCUCGUUAAAGCAAUCAAGUUGUUUGUUAACCUUGAUUACCUAUAUUUAAAAAAGAAAACAAAAACUCUUCUCCGACGUAAUAAACACAUGUUAAUUGGUUUUUCGGGCAA